Molecule: messenger RNA, 2508 nt
Organism: Sesamum indicum (sesame)
Lineage: Eukaryota; Viridiplantae; Streptophyta; Magnoliopsida; Lamiales; Pedaliaceae
Product: pentatricopeptide repeat-containing protein At1g73400, mitochondrial
Molecular function (GO): protein binding; mRNA binding
Source: RefSeq, a predicted model, not a curated record
UGACUAUUGAAAAUUGAGAACUCUCUCUCUCUAACUUUCUCUCUCUCGCGGGCGCCGUAGUGAGUUAAAAUUGCAAAGUCCAGAACUCCAUCUUCACGUCCGCGAAUCCACAGCACGCGCACACCUUCGCACCGACUCCACCAUUAACAGUGGACAGAAUCCAGAGGAGCUGUAAUAGAGACUUCCCGGAAGUCUCAGUUUUCAGUUUACAGUUUCAGCUCACAAAUUUCUUCCGGAUCUCAUAGCACCUCAGGAGCAACUUCGCCCAAUUAUUCUCCGUGAGCCUUUGAAUUCAUCAGGUCUGCAAAAAUAUUCAGUUGCAUUUCCGUAUGCUAUGUUCACGAAGACUUUUUGUAUGGACCUUCGACCUAUUCGAUAAAUUGCUUCACCAUAUGAUUGUGCUUGCGUUUCCGUAAACCUAGACGCUAUUCAAUUCUAAUUUUCGGAAUGUUUUAUGCUUUUGUAUCGUAAUGCUGCGAAGACUUUCAGUUUCACAGGCUUUGUCUGAAACUCGGAGAUUCUUGAGACAUGUACCUUUGCCACUAUCGGAAGAUUAUCGACAACCAGCACAUAGUGCUGUUCCUCUUAGUUGGUUUAAUCACUGCAGCAAAAUAGAGGCAUGCCUUGUUUUGAAAUUGAGUCGAACAUUGCUAACCAACCCGAACUUUCGGUUUGGUAGAAAUUCAAGUUCAACUAUUGAAUAUUCAGUUCGAUUGAGUUCAUCACUAUGGGACCAGAUUCGUAGACAAUUUUGCAGUUUAGGAGCUUUCGAAUCGGAGAAAGCAACUGAUACUGGUGGGAAUAACAAUGUGGAUAAGGUCUAUAAAACAGUGUUGGAUUACUCAAAUCCCGAGUAUAAAAUGGAGGGGGCUCUUGAUAAACUAGGCAUUGAACUGACAACUCCUUUGGUUGUAGAGGUGUUACACAGGCUUCGUUUUGAGGAGAAAUUAGCAUUCAGGUUCUUUAAUUGGGCAGGACAUCUAGAACAUUAUAAUCAUGAGCCUGAAUCGUAUAAUAAGAUGAUUGACAUUCUGUCUAGUACCAAGUACAAGGUCAAGCAGUUUCGUAUCAUCUGUGAUCUUCUUGAUUACAUGAAAAGGAGCAAGAAAAAUUCUGUUCCCAUAGAGGUGUUGUUGACCAUUCUAAGACAGUAUACAGAGAAGCACUUGACGCAUCUUCAAAAAUUUGCAAAGAAGAAGAAGAUAAGAGUAAAGACACAACCUGAGAUAAAUGCAUUUAAUUUAAUGUUGGAUGCUUUGUGCAAGUGUUGUCUUGUUGAGGAUGCUGAGGCGAUGUUUCAGAGGGUGAAAAGCAAAAUCAGGCCAAAUUCUGAUACAUAUAAUAUUCUGUUCUUUGGAUGGUGCAGGGUCAGAAACCCGACUAGAGGUAUGUGUGUGCUGGAAGAUAUGAUGAAGAUGGGUCAUACACCUGAAAAUUUCACAUAUAACACUGCCAUUGAUACCUUCUGCAAAGCAGGGAUGUUGACAGAGGCUGCUGAACUUUUAGAGUUUAUGAAAACCAAGGGCUCAACAAUGUCUUCCCCGACAGCAAAAACUUAUGCAAUUAUGAUAGUAGCACUUGUCCAGAAUGAUAGAAUGGAUGAAUGCUUUAAAAUCGUGGCUGAUAUGAUAGAUAGUGGAUGCCUUCCUGAUGUGUCAACAUACAAAGAACUAAUCGAGGGCAUGUGCUCAUGUGGAAAGAUUGAAGCAGCUUAUAAAUUUUUGCAAGAGAUGGGACGGACAGGCUAUCCUCCUGAUAUUGUCACUUACAACUGUUUUCUCAAGGUUCUUUGUGACAAUAAGGAUAGUGAUGAAGCACUUAAACUUUACCAGAAAAUGAUUGAUGUCGGUUGUAUGCCCAGUAUGCAUACAUACAAUAUUCUGAUUUCAAUGUUUUUUAGGAUUGGUGAUCCUGAAGGUGCCUUUGAGACUUGGAAUGAGAUGGAUAGAAGGGGUUGUUCACGUGAUACUGAUACUUAUUGUGUGAUGAUUGAAGGGCUCUUUGGAUGCAGUAAUACUAGAGAUGCAAUAUAUCUUCUGGAACAAGUAAUAGACAGGGGGAUGAAAUUUCCAUAUAAGAAAUUUGAUACCUUUUUGAUGCAGCUCUCUGCAGUUGGUGAUCUCCAAUCCAUCCAUAGAUUAUCCGAGCAUAUGAGGAAAUUCUACAACCCUGCUAUGGCACGUCGUUUUGCAUUAAAUCAGAAGCGUAAAAGUAUGAGCUUGAGGGGGAAGUGAGUAGAAUGUAGUUGGAAUGUUAUCAAAUUGGCUUAACUGCCCAUCACUCAUUCUACUCUGGAAUAUUUAUAUACAAAAUCUAAAUGCAUCCACAAACUUGCAAUUUCCUGCAAAUGCUUAAUCUUGAUUCUUCAGCUGCAUGCGGUGGUCAGCCCUCAAGAUAACAAGAUGGGCUUAAGAUAUUCCUCUACUGCUUAUUUCAUGACCCUUUAAUAGCGGAAAGUUGGGGCUCUAGAAGGAAACUAGAGCAUUUCAUGUUGCUGCAUAUGCUCAA